Molecule: messenger RNA, 4378 nt
Organism: Thecamonas trahens ATCC 50062
Lineage: Eukaryota; Apusomonadida; Apusomonadidae
Exons: 2
Coding region: 32-4354 (1440 amino acids)
Source: RefSeq, a predicted model, not a curated record
GGAGCAGCGAGAGAGGGAUUUGUUUGAGGAGAUGGAUACAGUGGACAUCAUCGACAUCUCCCUGAGAACACUUUCCACCGAAGCACGGAAGAGCAAGAAGCAUGGUCGAGUCAAGGAGGCUGCCGAGAGGGGCAUUCUCCAGCUGCGCUCACUCUCCGACUCGGACAGGUACCUUGCCGACAAGGUCCAUGAGGUCAUCCGAUCGGAAGAAGUGCUGCGCCCGUAUCUGGUAGCGGCUACCACGUCGUCGGCCAAGCUGGUGACAGAGGCCAUAUCCGGUCUGCAGGUUUUGGCCUCGCAUGACGCCAUUGUGGCCUCGGGGCUUGGUGCGGUGGUGUCGACGCUGGCAAAGCUGGCGCUUGGAUCGGCCGCGUCGGACGAGGCGCUGCAGGUCAAGGUUGUGCAGGCGCUCAACUCGCUCAUCACGUCGUGCUCGUUUCUGCAGGGCAACGCGUUGGCGCAGACGCUUGACCUCGGGAUCCGCAUGUCGUCGGCCAAGUCGUCGCUGGUCCGCGGGCUUGCGGUCGCCACGCUCCGGCAGAUGAUGCGCCGAGUGUUUGAAAAGGUGGCCGCCGAGGACGGGGCUGACGAGGCAAAUGACAUCGAACUGUCGGCAAGCUCCGAGGCCAACGCCGCGCUCGUGGGCGCGUCGUCGAUGCGCCCAUGCGCACGCGACGCGCUGCAGGUCUUCCACGCCCUUGUCUCGCUCACCAACGGCGAGAACGCCACAUGGCUUGCGUCGGCCUCCGGCGGGUCGAGCACCGCGCCCGCCGUCCUCGCCCGCGACCUCGGCCUCGAGCUCCUCGAGGUCAUCCUCCUCACCAUCCGCAUCGAUUCAAUGUACCUUGCGCACCCAGAGCUGACCCAGAUGCUCCAAGAGGCCGUCUGCCCGCUCCUCAUCCGCAACUUUUCGCAGCUCACCGAGUUCUCGCUCGGCAUACGCCUCUUCCGGGUCGUCCGCAUCCUCGUGGCUUCUUUUGGCCAAGUCCUCGUCAUGGAGGUGGAAAUCUUGGUCAACAUGCUCUUCAAGCUCUUUGACGCGCCCAAGCCGCAGCUCGCGCUUCUCAUUGGUGCUAUGGAGGUACUUCACUCGUGGAUGGCCGAUCCACAGCUCGCCGCCCGGCUUGCCUCGUUCUACGACUGCCAAGAGACGUCGACCAACGUGUUCACCGACUCGGUCGCUGUCGUCUCACAGACCGUCACCGCUAUGUGCGAGUCCAAGGCGGCUCGGUCGGGCAAGGUACCGCACGACAAGGUCGUCGCCAGCGACCAGAUGCCGUUCCUUGACCUCCUCUCCGAGUCGGCGCCUCCGCGCAAGAUCUCCAACUACGCCCUACUCAUCGGUUGCCGCAUGCUGGCAUCGGCGGCGCAGGCGACCGCCCACGCCGCAGCAACCGACCCGACCCUCGGCACGCUCAUGCUUGCCGUCAGCUGGCGCCCGAUCCGCGACGGCCUUCUCGCCACCCUUGCGCUCAGCGACGACGCCGACGUCCUCGCCCUCCUCGUCCCCGCCCUCACCACCGUCGUCCACACAGCCGGCGUCCUGGGCGAGAGCGACGUCGUCGCCGCGGUCCUUGCCGAGCUUGCCUUUCGCGCGCUCCCGCGUCGCCUUCCACCGCGUGCUCGCCUCCCGGGUCUCUUCCCACCUCCAGGCGUCGAGGGCCCAUCCGCUGCCGCCGCCGCCGUCCUCGGCGUUCCGCAGCCGCUUGCCUCGGCCGCCGACGCCGAGCUGCGGCUCACCCACGUCGUUGUCCUCCACGCCCUCCUCGAGCUUGCUACUCGCUCGCCGAACGUACUGGGCGCCGGCUGGCGCAUGAUUAUGGCGCUUCUGCACGCACUCGACAUCGUCCUCGAUGCCGAGGCCCUCGCGGAGCAGUCGGCGUCGUCCGGCACGCUCUCGCCUAGCGCCAGCGCGUCGAUCACCGAUCUCGACGCCCGGGCUGGCGAUGCCGACAGUGGCGCCGGGUCGCCGUCAGCCUCGGCGCCGCCCGAGUCGGGCCGCUCGGUCCUCCGUUCGCGACUGCGGCGGAUGCGACUCCCGCUCUUUGCUGCAUUCGGGAGCUCGUCGGCAGGCAGCGAUGCACUCGCGGCGUCAUCGGUCGGCCACGGUUCCGGCGCAGCGCCGAGCAUUGUGGCUCCGCUUCGCUCCGGCGUCGACAGCCUCCUCGCAUCGUCAGCACAGUUUGAGCCGGCGACCCUUGUCGCCAUGUUUGAGGCGACUGCAGCAGUUGGCGCCGUGGCUAUGGAGCAGGCGCUGGGCGCGUCGCCGGCACGGCUUACCACGCUCGACAGCGUCAAGGGCAAGAGCCACAAGUCGUCGGGCUCGUUGCCGUCGUCGCCCUCGGCGGGCGUCUCUGGCGCAUCGCACUCGCCGCUCUCGGCCGCACUCGCGCCGCCAGCCGUGGCCGAGUACCUCUUCAGCGCAGCACGGUGCAACAUGUCGCGGCUGGAACUCAUCUGGGAGCCGCUCUCUAGCUUUGCCAUCGGGCUCACGACUCAUGAGGCUGCCGCAGUCAGGAUGUACGCCGUCCGGGCGUUCACCUCGUUCCUCACCGAGGCGUUGCAGGACGCCGAGCCGGCGCUGCACCCGCAAGUUCUCGGCGCGUUCCGAAGGCUGGCAUCGUCCAAGUUUGAGGACACCCACCUCAACGCACUCUCGGCGCUGCUUGAGGCGCUGCAGGGCGUGGGCGAGACGUUUGACGCCUCGCACGCCGGCUGGCCGGUUGUGCUUGACAUUCUCGGCGACGGGGUGUACCACGCACAACACGCAGCCUCGCCCACGUUUGGCGCCUCGGUCCUCGCGCUUUCGUUCCGAUGCGUCCAGUUUGUGCUCGCCGACUUUCUCGAGUUUGUCCCGGCCGACUCGCUCGACGAGCUUGUCGCGGUCGUCGGUGCGUACGCGGCACAGAGCGUCGAGGUCAACAUCUCACUCACCGCUGUCGGCGCGCUUUGGCGCAUUGCGGACUACCUCAAGUCGCCAGCGGCACCGGCAGCAGACCGUCACUGGAUCGCGGUCUUUGGCGAGCUCGGCAAGCUCGCCAUGUCGUCGGCGGCCGAGACGCGCAACUGCGCCGUCCGUACCCUUUUCAAGACGCUCACCACCCACGGGCUCUGCCUCUCGCUCGACGGCUGGGCCUCGCUCCUGCCCGACGUUGUCUUUGCCGUCCUCCGCCAUGCGCAAGCCGCGCUCGUCGCGCUCGACGCCGCCGAUGCCGCUCCGGACAGCGCCGAAGCCGCCGCAGGCGCAACGCCCUACCUCGAGGCCACGAGUUCCGGCGACAAGCCGUCGUUUGUGCGGGUCCACCACUCGCGUGACACACCGGCCAAGCUCUGGCGCGAGUCGCUCACGCUUAUUCUGGAGGGCCUAGUCUCGAUCUACCGCUCGCUGCUCGGCGCGCUGGCGCAAGUCGGCAGCGAGGCGGAGGUUGCUCUCUUUUGGAGCGAGGUUCUCGACGCACUGCAGAGCGCGGCGGCGGGCGCGGCAGCGAGCGGAGCAUCCAAGAACCUGUGCAUGGUUGGGGCACGCGGCUUGCUCUUUGUUGUUGCCUCGCUUGACAAAGUUGGGGCCGAGACGCCGCUUUGCGCCGCGCUCUACGCUGCGUGGUGGGAAGCGCUGCGGCGGGCGGCGGGCGCGCUCGUCAGCGACGACGAUGACGGCGGUGGGUCCGAAUCACUCCGAAAGGGCGUCAUGACUGCGCUGAUGGAGGCGCUGCGGGCAGGGACCGAGCGAUCUGAGCUCGGCUCGCCGCGGCAGGCAGUACCGGUUCUUGCCACCCUCCUCCGCGGCAACCUCGGGUGCGAUACUUAUCUGGAGGCGCAGGGCAAGGUCUCGGACGUUGAGCGUGAAGUUCUUGCACUCGCGUCGGAGCUGGCCGAACUCGUCGGCACUGGCGAGUACGUCGGCCUCCUUCUCGGCGCGCUCGAGGCGCGCAAGCUGACGCAACCGGGCCUUUGCGCGGCGCUCGGCCAGGUCGAUGCUGUGGUGGCCGGCGCGCCCAAGUCUGUCCGGGCGCGGGCGUGUGAUGUGCUUGUGGCGCUCGCGCGCGACGGCAUUGAGGACGCCGCCGGCCUCUGGGUCGGCAUCGUAGCCGGCGAGGACGACGGCGACGUGGUGUGUGCGCGGGUCGAGCGGGCCCUCUCGGGCGUUGCCGGUGGGAGCGGCGUCGGCGUGGCCCGAGUCCAGGAAGACGGCGUCCGCCUGCUUGGUAGCGUGCUCGAGCGCGUUGUCGCCGGAUCGCCGCUCUGGGAAGCGCUGUGCCAGUGCGUGGCAACUAGCGAAAGCGAGGGCGUUCGAUCGGUCGUCGCAGGCUUUCUCCGCGAGUGGGGUGCGUUGCAAAAGGGUGGAGCAAGGUAGUGUAAACGCGCCAAGGUGCGCCGA